CCGAGAAGCCCGACUGCAAAGAAUCGGGGGGGAGAUUUUGUUUUAUAUAUGGUAAUAUUUUCAAGAUGCCAAUUAGGUAGAAACUUUCCAUUUCUAUGAUUCCCAAAUGGGAUAUUUUAGAAUCUAAUGAAAUCCCCAUUCCUUAUUGCUUCUAGGUCACUGAAAUAAAGAAUAAAGUCCUUCGGAUGAAAGAACAAAAAUCACUUUCCUUUUUUCAAGAAUUUUUUUAUUAAGGAAUCCUUUUCAAAUAGUAUGUUCUGGUUUUCUUUUUUAUUGAUUUAGAUAAUCAACUAAUAAAGUAAUAAAGAUUGGAUUAUAAGUUCUUUUUGUGAAAAUAGGCUAAAUUCAUUUUUAGUUUAGACGGAUAACUUCAGAACAAGUCGAUGAAGCUUUUGCAACACAACAAUGAUUCAAAGGAGUCAUUUUUAAACUUAGCUAUCUCUUUGGCAAAAAUAACAAAAUUAGAAAUUGAAAAUAAAAAAAAAAAAUGAAUGUUUUUAUUAUAAUCUUCCAAUCAAACCGAAACUCUAAAGUAAAUUUAAAAGAAAUGUAAGGAGUCUGAAUAUGAAAAUAAGAGCUUCUGUUCGUAAAAUUUGUGACAGAUGUCGAUUAAUACGGAGAAGGGGACGACUUAUAGUAAUUUGUUCCAAUCCCAGACAUAAACAACGACAGGGAUAAUAAGACUUCGCAACUUAACUUAGUAACUAAACCAAUUAUAGAAAUGAAAGAAUCGUGAAAUGGAUAUAUCCAUAUAGUAUAUCGCUGACUCAGAUUUACAAAAUGCUUAAUGGUAAAAUAUAUAUCGAGAAUUAGUUCGCGUAGGAAGGGGGGACGUAUUGGUUCACGUCAGAAUGCACGUAGAAUACCAAAAGGAGUAAUUCAUGUUCAAGCCAGUUUCCAUAAUACCAUAGUGACUGUUACAGAUGUACAGGGACGGGUAGUUUCUUGGUCCUCUGCCGGUACUUCUGGAUUCAAAGGAACCAGAAGAGGAACACCUUUCGCUGCUCAAACCGCGGUAAUAAAUGCUCUUCGUAAAGUAGUGAAUCGAGGUAUGCUACGAGCCGAAGUAUUUAUAAAAGGUCCCGGUCUCGGAAGAGAUGCAGUAUUACGAGCUAUUCAUAGAAGCGGUAUAUUAUUAACUUUUAUAAGGGAUGUAACCCCUAUGCCACACAAUGGCUGUAGACCCCCCAAAAAACGACGUGUGUAGAAAUCAAAAGUGAACCUAUAUCAAGAGAAAUAGAAGAUUCACUAAUAUACUAAAUCAAAAUUUUUAUGGUUCGAGAGAAAGUAGCAGUAUCUACUCGGACACUACAGUGGAAAUGUGUUGAAUCAAGAAUAGACAGUAAACGCCUUUUUUUAUGGCCGCUUUAUUCUAUCUCCACUUAUAAAAGGUCAAGCCGAUACAAUAGGAAUUGCGAUGCGAAGAGCUUUGCUGGGAGAAAUAGAAGGGACAUGUAUCACACGUGUAAAAUCUGAGAAAGCCUCGCAUGAGUAUUCUACCAUAGGGGGGAUUCAAGAAUCGGUACAUGAGAUUUUAAUGAAUUUGAAAGAAAUUGUAUUGAGGAGCAAUCUAUAUGAAAGUUGUGAUGCGUCUAUUUGUAUCAAGGGACCUCGACAUGUAACUGCCCAAGAUAUAAUAUUACCCCCCCAUGUACAAAUUGUUGAUAACACACAACAUAUAGCUUGGUUGACGGAACCUAUUGAUUUUUUUAUUGGAUUAAAAAUAGAGAGAAAUCGCGGAUAUUUCAACAAAGUGGACCUUCACUUUGACGAUGGAAGUUAUCCUAUAGAUGCUCUCUUCAUGCCGGUUCAAAAUGCAAAUCAUAGUAUUCAUUCUUAUGGGAAUGAAAAACAAGAGAUACUUUUUUUGGAAAUAUGGACAAAUGGAAGUUUAACACCAAAAGAAGCACUUCAUGAAUCCGCC
Molecule: messenger RNA, 1924 nt
Organism: Cuscuta europaea
Lineage: Eukaryota; Viridiplantae; Streptophyta; Magnoliopsida; Solanales; Convolvulaceae
Source: the annotation of a GenBank genome assembly